UGACAGUGCCACGAGUCUAACUCGAAAAUGAAAUAAAUUUUUAAAAAUAUUUUCUUUACCCACAAAUUCUGAUGACAAAUAAUGGAAGGAUAUAGAUACCCAUAUCCUAAUCAAUAUCCCCCUGCAGGAUCAGAGGGGCAGUUUCCUGAUCAUGGGGAUGGUUUUGGGGAUUAUUACGAUGCGGGCCCUAUUCAUGAAGACAAAAGCACAAGAAGACAAAGUCACUCAAAGCAAACUAAAUCAAAACGUGCAACGAACAGAUCACGUUCGAGAAGUAGAACAUCCCUCUCAGAUCACUCCCGAUCUCAUUCACGGACAUCAAGAUCUCAUUCACGGUCAAGAUCACGAUCAAGAAGCAGAAGUCAUGGGCGAACGGGGAGUCGCCGGGACUUAAACAUGCGCGAGCCAAGCUUUCUGGACGCUUUUCGAAUUUUGUAUCUAACGCCUAGUAAACAUAAGAAGAGUACGACGAAAUACUUAGCAACAAAAAAACGCCAAGACAGGAUACAGGAGAUACUUAAAAGCGACGGCCUCGGCUCAAAGCGGUGGAUGUUCUAUCCUCGGUCACGUAUGCAUGAUGACAUGGCUGUUGUCACAGUCAAUGGAGUGAGCGUGACCCGUGAUUGUGACCAACGUGUGAAAGUUGAUGGUCAUUUUCUCAGAAAGUACAAACGCAGUAAACAUGUGGACAAAGAUGCCCCGAUCGCAAAGCUGAAACGUUGGGAGCUGAUUUUUUAUAAGAAGCUAGGAUUUAUUCAAGCUGUUUAGUUAUAAAGCUUUUAUUAAUAUGUUGUUUGUAUUGCCAAAUACUAAUCAUUCUAUUAUUAAGGAAUUAAAAACGACAUAGACUUCCUUCGCUCAAUUCACUAACAUAAUAGCUGAAUUAGUGGCGCUGCAACGUU
Molecule: messenger RNA, 902 nt
Organism: Pieris brassicae (large cabbage white)
Lineage: Eukaryota; Metazoa; Arthropoda; Insecta; Lepidoptera; Pieridae
Product: zinc finger Ran-binding domain-containing protein 2-like
Exons: 3
Coding region: 82-768 (228 amino acids)
Source: RefSeq, a predicted model, not a curated record